AAGUGCAGCACUGUCUUCGAAACCAAGAGCAACAUGAACUCAGCCUCCACCUGUGAGUGUCUGCAUGUGUCAGCUUUCUAGAUGUCUGGAUGUUCUACCUCCCAAGAGCCAUGAGGUUCCUGCUGCUGGUUCUUCCUGUCCUUGCUCUUCUACCCCAAGUGACACCAGACUACGGUGCUAAGAAAAGAUGCUUGAAAAUUUUGGGGCACUGCAGGAGACACUGCAAAGAUGGAGAAAUGGACCAUGGAUCAUGCAAAUAUUACCGAGUCUGCUGCGUUCCAGACCUCAACAGCUACAAUCAAAAUUAUGCUAUCACUUGGACCACGGAGGAAACCUCUACAUCAGAGUAUGAUCUGUCCUCAGAUUUCAUAGGUGUACUUAGGGCAAUAUAGUUGAAGGAGUGUUAAAUAAAUAAAUAAGUAACCUGA
Molecule: messenger RNA, 428 nt
Organism: Mus musculus (house mouse)
Lineage: Eukaryota; Metazoa; Chordata; Mammalia; Rodentia; Muridae
Gene: Defb21
Product: defensin beta 21
Exons: 3
Coding region: 90-392 (100 amino acids)
Biological process (GO): innate immune response; defense response to bacterium
Cellular component (GO): extracellular region
Source: RefSeq, marked validated